This is a messenger RNA of Kluyveromyces marxianus DMKU3-1042, 1176 nucleotides long. RefSeq names its product Psg1p (gene PSG1). Lineage: Eukaryota; Fungi; Ascomycota; Saccharomycetes; Saccharomycetales; Saccharomycetaceae. The coding region runs from base 1 to 1176 and encodes 391 amino acids. The transcript has a single exon. The record is from RefSeq and is a predicted model, not a curated record.
AUGUUGUCUUCUUGGGUAUCAUUUGUGCUUUUACUGUUGUUUGAAUUUGAGUUUACGGCUGGAUAUCGGAAUGUCAUCAAUCCUAAACACAAGACUACUACGAGUGAGACUCCUAAGCCAUGGAUGCGUACUGUAUAUAGUACAAAGGUUGAGGUUGUGACACCUACUGUUAUUGCUGGCGUUACGUUUAGAGCUCAGCCCAAGCCUACUCCAGAUCCACUAGAGCCAUGGAUUUCUUUGAAGAAGGAUGGUUCACCAAGAACGGUGCGUCCUCAAAUCAAGGGUGGACGUACUAAGAACGCUUCUCCUGAUUAUAGUACAUACUUCAAGACUGCAUCUGUGAAGACGUUUUCCGAGGAAGAAUUGCUCAAGAUGGGUGUUGAUACGGAUGAGCCAUAUGAAGAAGAAGUAUUUACCGAUGAAGACAAGACUUAUGUGUCGUUGAACCCUGUUAUCAGAUGUACUCCUGACCGUUACUUCAAUAAGGGUGCUGCCAAGGAUGUCAGCAGUGCGCCAUUCUGUACUCCAAGAGAAAACUCGAACUUAAAAGCGGGCAAGACUUACUUUAUUUCAUGGUUCACCAGGUUCUUUGAAAACGAUGAAGGUGUCAAAGAGGACAAAGUACGUGUGCAUUUGUCGUACGUGAGACAAAAGGCUCACGAGAAGGGGUACGCUAAGAGAGGUCUUGAAGCUACCUUCUUCUCUACUGAAUGGCUAGAAAAUCUGGACGGUAUGUACCCAUUGGAAGUGAUGGAAGAAUGGUUGCAAGGCCAGUUUGAAAGAAGAGUGGUUAUUGCCGUGCAGCCAAUGAGUAUACCUGAUGAUGAAUUUGAUCCUUUGGAACACGGUGUCAUGGUGAACAUCAUCUUGGGCUCCAAGGUGUUCAAGACUACAAAAGAACAAUUAACAUUGCAAGACCAAGGUAUCACUGAUGAAGCCUGGUACUAUGUGGCUAUGAUCAUUCCAACUGUGGUGCUCUUUUCCAUCGUAUGUAUGUACUUCUUCGUCCAGUUGAACGCAAAGUACAGAGACUUUAGUGACGUUAGAAGAGCAGCUCUAAACAAGAAACGUAGAGUGAUCGGUAAAUUCAAAGAUAUGAAGAGAUUCAAAAAUAUGAAGAACCAUAAGUAUGAGGAGUUGCCAAUGCACAAGUUGAAGAGCAGUAAGCAAAGUUGA